Anarrhichthys ocellatus (wolf-eel) is the source of this 7894-nucleotide messenger RNA. RefSeq names its product glutamate receptor, metabotropic 8a (gene grm8a). The transcript is spliced from 16 exons. Gene Ontology annotation, molecular function: G protein-coupled receptor activity. Gene Ontology annotation, cellular component: membrane. The coding region runs from base 1069 to 4005 and encodes 978 amino acids. Gene Ontology annotation, biological process: G protein-coupled receptor signaling pathway. NCBI's taxonomy places the organism in Eukaryota, Metazoa, Chordata, Actinopteri, Perciformes, Anarhichadidae. The record is from RefSeq and is a predicted model, not a curated record.
CAACAUUAUUGAUCAUGGCUGUCAUAUUCCGUGUAUGAGGAAUUCCUCUGCUCUCUCUCUCUCUCUUUCUCUCCCCCCGUCUCUCGCUCUCUCCCUCUCUCUGUAUCUGAGACUCAUUCUUGGGUAUUGACUUCAUUACAGGCAGCCUUCCUCUGCUGCCACCUUAAACAAGUGCGGGGUUAAUAAUUGCAUUUUCACCCCUAAAAUCAGCUCUGCUGAUCACGACGGAGCACUUUUAAAUAUCGGCUGUAUAUAUAUACAUAUAUAUAUAUCUUCUUUUUUGUUUUUUUUUCCCUCUUCGUGUCUUCAUCUUGUGGAUGGUAUAAUUGUCUUUGCUGGUGUAUGAGGGGGGGGGGGGGGGAGAAUCUCACUCCAGGAGGGCUGAUAUUUGUGGGGGAAACUGCUGAGCUCCGCAAGGAAGUUGCCUGAGGCGGACAGGGACCCCAAGGAGGAGUCCGCGGAGGAGUCUGGAGACGGUGCUUCUCACCCUUCACACGCUGUCGGAUCGAUUAGAUUUUCUGAGGUAUCUCAUAUGCUAUCAUUUCCAUUUUUUCCUCCCUCCCUUCUGACCAAAUGCUGUUGCCUCUUUUUUCCCCUCUUCUUUUUGCUGUGGGUGUUUUCUCUCUUUUGGGGGCAUUCAUCCUGACAUUCCUCAGUGUAUUUUGGGCAGACUCUCUUAUUGUUUCAAUUUGUCUUGCUGCCGAUGUGUUAUGGGAUUUUAUUGAUUUUUGCUCAUUUCCAUUUUCACAUGGAUUCUGUGCAAUAUAGUGGUCAGGCUCUACUGAAGAUGUGACUCGUGGAUUACAGGCUCAACUCCCCAACUCUAUAUUUCUACUGCACCGCCGCCACGUUUCUAAGCUUCGCUCUUUAUCACACUGGUCCAUUCUGGAAUAUGAUUCGCUCAUGGGGCUCGGCUAGCUCCACCCCUGGGGUUCUCUACUCCUCCCCCUUUGACCAAUAGGAAGGCCCUACUUUUUAGUAUUCCCAAAAACACAUCCUCAGUUUUGGAAUAUCCAUCAGAAAGCCCCAUUGUAAGACUUGGCUCUUGUUUGGUAACAAUCCUUGAUCAUGGAGCCACAGUGGAACCCGACUUCCUGUCCGCAGUCCCCCUCUGUCGUCUUCUUGCUCAUGGCUACUUCCUACACUUGGCUCCUUCCCGUCGCUGCCCCUCAGCGGAUCCUAAUAGACCCCCAGGCAGUGCCUGAGUAUGCCCACUCCAUCCGACUGGACGGCGAUGUCAUCCUCGGUGGAUUAUUUCCCGUGCACUCGCGGGGGGACCGCGGCACGCCCUGCGGGGAGCUGAAAAAGGAGAAGGGCAUCCACCGUUUGGAGGCCAUGAUGUUCGCCAUCGACCUGAUCAACAAGGACCCCGAUCUGCUGCCCAACAUCACACUGGGGGCCCGCAUCUUGGAUACCUGCUCCAGGGACACGUACGCUCUGGAGCAGUCCCUGACUUUUGUGCAGGCCUUGAUUGAGAGGGACGGCUCCGAUGUCCGCUGCGCCAACGGGGACCCUCCCAUCUUCACCAAGCCAGAUAAAAUCGUAGGGGUGAUAGGAGCCGCGGCCAGCUCGGUGUCCAUCAUGGUGGCCAACAUCUUGCGCCUGUUUAAGAUCCCUCAGAUAAGCUACGCCUCCACGGCCCCAGAACUGAGCGACAACACGCGCUACGACUUCUUCUCCCGCGUGGUACCGCCGGACUCCUACCAGGCCCAGGCAAUGAUGGACAUUGUCACGGCGAUGGAGUGGAACUACGUGUCCACGCUAGCGUCGGAAGGAAACUAUGGAGAGAGCGGCGUGGAGGCCUUCGUCCAGAUCUCCAGAGAAACUGGUGGUGUGUGUAUCGCCCAGUCCUUGAAGAUCCCCAGGGAGCCCAGGCUAGGAGAGUUUGACAAGAUCAUCAGACGCCUGCUGGAGACCUCCAAUGCCAGGGCCGUCAUCAUGUUCGCUAAUGAGGACGACAUACGACGGGUUCUGGAUGCAGCUAAAAGGAACAACCAGACUGGUCACUUCCUGUGGGUGGGCUCAGACAGCUGGGGGUCCAAAAUCUCACCUGUGAUUGGCCAGGAGAGAGUGGCUGAGGGAGCCAUCACGAUUCUUCCCAAACGGGCGUCUGUAGAUGCGUUUGACCGGUAUUUCCGUAGCCGCUCGCUGUCCAACAACAGAAGAAAUGUUUGGUUUGCUGAAUUCUGGGAGGAGAACUUCAACUGUAAGCUGGGUAUGCAUGGUAAACGACCCGGCAGCCUGAAGAAAUGCACAGGCUUAGAAAAAGUUGGUCGUGAUUCCAGUUAUGAGCAAGAGGGGAAGGUUCAGUUCGUGAUGGAUGCGGUGUACGCCAUGGCCCAUGCUCUGCAUCGCAUGCACCGGGAGCUCUGCUACGGAUACCCGGGCCUCUGCCCGCGCAUGGCUGGCAGCAUCGACGGCAAAGAGCUGCUCAGCUACAUUCGUGCUGUCAACUUCAACGGAAGUGCCGGUACACCAGUGGUUUUUAAUGAGAACGGAGAUGCCCCAGGAAGAUACGAUAUCUUCCAGUACCAGAUCACCAACCGGUCUACUGCAGAGUACAGAGUCAUUGGCUCCUGGACCAAUAAACUACGCCUCAAAGUCGAGGCCAUGCGUUGGAAGACGGGCGACCCAUCUCUGCCGCCCUCUGUGUGCAGCAUCCCGUGCCGCGCAGGCGAAAGGAAGAAAGUGGUCAAAGGCGUGCCGUGUUGCUGGCACUGUGAGCGCUGUGAGGGAUAUCACUUUCAGGCAUCAGAGUUCACCUGUGAGCUGUGUCCAUAUGAGAUGCGGCCUGAUGCCAACCGCACUGGCUGUGUUCCCAUCCCAAUCAUCAAGCUGGAGUGGCACUCCCCCUGGGCCGUCGUCCCCGUCUUCAUCUCCAUGCUGGGGAUCAUCGCCACCUCCUUCGUCAUCGUCACGUUUGUCCGGCACAAUGACACUCCCAUCGUGCGGGCGUCGGGACGGGAGAUGAGCUACGUGCUGCUCACGGGGAUCUUCCUGUGCUACGCCAUAACUUUCCUGAUGAUCGCGGCGCCCGACGUGGGAGUGUGUUCGUUCCGGAGGAUUUUCUUGGGCUUGGGGAUGUGCUUCAGCUACGCCGCGCUGCUCACCAAGACCAACAGGAUACACCGCAUCUUUGAACAAGGGAAGACGUCUGUGACAGCACCCAGGUUCAUCUCACCCGCCUCCCAGCUCGCCAUCACCUUCUCGCUCAUCUCAAUUCAGCUGCUGGGGGUCUUCGUCUGGUUCGCGGUGGACCCUCCCCACACGGUCGUGGACUUCGGCGAGCAGCGGACCCAGGAUCCCACGUCGGCGCGCGGCGUCCUCAAGUGUGACAUCUCGGACCUGUCCCUCAUCUGCUCCCUGGGUUACUCCAUCCUGCUGAUGGUGACGUGCACAGUUUACGCCAUCAAGACGCGAGGUGUGCCCGAAACCUUCAACGAGGCCAAGCCCAUCGGAUUCACCAUGUACACCACCUGCAUCAUCUGGCUGGCCUUCAUACCCAUCUUCUUUGGCACGUCACAGUCCGCAGAGAGAUCUACAGAGAGUAUGUACAUCCAAACUACCACCCUGACCAUCUCUCUCAGCCUGUCUGCCUCUGUGUCUCUGGGGAUGCUCUACAUGCCAAAGGUCUACAUCAUCCUCUUCCACCCCGAGCAGAACGUACCCAAACGAAAACGCAGCUUCAAGGCAAUUGUGACAGCUGCCACCAUGUCGGGGAAACUGAACCAGAAGGGAGACCGGCCCAACGGAGAGGUGAAGACUGAGCUAUGUGAGAGCAUGGAGACCAACAGUGAAUUCCCUGGAACUUGCAGAAAGGCCUUGCCGAGAAUGUGGAGAACCACGUGCAGACACACGCUCUUCUUCAGCCGCUUAAAGGGACUAAACUCUUCGGUUGUGUUCGAGAACUCAAACCGAGUGGGUUAUGUGAUAAGAGUGUUGUGCUUGUCGUCGCCAUGUCUUGGAGCAAGGCCGAGUCCUUACAUCAGCAGGUCAGACAUCUGAUCCUUUGCUGCAUGUCAUCCUCUCUCCCUCCACCUCAUCUCAUCUCAUCUCAUUUCCAUGUUCUCCAGCAGCCUGAUGGUCUGAACGGGCCAUUACAAUGAAAGCGGUAAAAAGAGGACAAAGUUAAGGUUCACAGCAUAAUAAUCUAGAGAUACACUGUCUCUCAUGCUCAGCUAUCUCUCUCGCUGUCUGUUAGAGGCUUUAUAUUUUUGGAUUGUCUGUCCGUCCGGUCCUUCUCAGCCCGGUCUGCCCACGCCUUGAUCCUUCUUCAAAUUUGGCAGUAACGUCUACUUGCACUCGAGGUUGAAUUGAUGAGAAUUGGGUGGUCGAAAAUCACUGUGACCUCGCAACAGCAAGGCCAUAACUCAAUAAUGCAUAUGCUAAUUAUGACAAUUGCUUUAUUAGAUAGAAUGUUGAAGUGUUGACAUUUUGGACAGACUUGGAUGUAAACUGCAACGUGACUGGUGGCCGGAGGCAGACAACACGGCAGUAAUUCUAGCUUGCUGUAUUGUUGUUUUCCCUGUUCCCAUCACAUUCUCGUCCACCUCCCUGUCUCUGUGUAAGUAAAGGCCACAGACAAUUACUCUGUGAAAGGGGUCAAACUCAUGUCAAGCACUAGUCCUCCCACUCUCACUCAACCCCCACCACCCCCCAACCCUUUAUUGCCCUCUUUCUUUCUCCCACUGGGGUCAAACAUUACACCGCCGCUAUGAAAGAGGAUCGGACCAGCAGCCACUAACAUGUCAGGUCCAGCCCUCGCUUUCACGCCUCCACUUUCUUCUUCUCCUCUCUCUUUCCUUUUCGUGACUCUGUGUUCGUCUUCUUUGUGUUAUCCUUAUCAUAAUGGAAGGAUUAAAUGAUGUGUUAAGCUGAGCUAUAUUGCGGAUGUCCAGGGGAUGUUACGGAGUGGCUUAAACAUUGCCCCUAUGAAUGAAUGUUUUAAAAAGGUAAAGAAUUUCUCAAAUCCCAGAGACACCCUGCCAGUUUGGGAGCACUGAUAAGACCAAAGGGCAGGAGACAAUUAAACCUGAGGAUUUGAUCCAUGUAGCCGAGGCAGAUGGGGAAAGGAGAAACUGAGAAAGACUAUGUGAUAGACGUAGUCGCCAGACUGAGAGACAGGCAUAUCGGGAAGGCAGAAGAGGAGACAGAUUGACAGACUCAACAGGUUCCCUCUACACCUGGCAACAAAGUAAAAUGCAUCUCAUAUCCAGAGGUGAUUUAGCUGGAUUAUAGUUGCGCAUGGGAUUAAAUUAGUUUCUGCUAUAAACACAGCCGUCUCCAUUCUCUCACCAAACACAGGUGUCACUUCCUGUUGUAUAAUUUACUUCUUUUCAAAUUGACAGGAAACAGAAAGUAUGCUGACCAUAAAUGUUUUACAAGCAGAGAUUUACAUAUCCCCAUAUCACCUGCUUGUUUUUCCUGUGCUACUUGGUUAUUCUCACACAGAGUUGUUUACAAUUCAUUUCUAUACAUUGGUCACUGUGAAGUUCUUCUUUCAAUUUUACGAGAUGCACAGGGCCCGAAAUUAAUAAGCUUUCUGACUAAACAAGACGACAGCCGUGCUAGCAGCUUUGUGAGGCUAUGCUUAUAGGCACAGUGGUGCUUCAAGCUAACAUGCUAACAUCAGCAUGCUGACAUAGCUGCAGUGACAAUGCUGAGAUGCUGAGGUUAAGCAGGUAUAAUGUUUACCACGUUCACCACCUUAGUUUAGCGUGUUAGCAUGCUAAGAAAUGCUAAUUUGCUGUAACCACAAAGUACAGCUGAUGCUCAUGGGAAUGGCAUUAGUUUUGCAGGCAUUUAAUCAUAAAUCAAACUGAUAAUAUAAUUAGAUGAAAAGAUAGAGAUUUAGCAAAGUUAUUACUAUUAAAUCGAGGGGGAAAGUCAGAGGAUCACCAAGUCAGUAGGAUUCAUCCUCUGGGGAUCAUAAAUAUCUGUAGAGUCAUGCUCUGUUUAAUGCUUUAAAAGUUAUAUUUAAGAGUUUGAUUGCAGUCAUGUAGUAGUUAAUGCAGCUGUGGAUCAAUACUGUAAGCAUUUGUUUCCCCCCUGAGUGUAGUAGGAUGCUGGCAGUACAGUUUUAAUAAUAGGGUGUAAAAGAUCAUGUCCUCUUUUUGUCCUCGCGUCUCCUGAUGAUGAUUGAGGAAACAAAAGGCCGGCAGACUAAGAGAAUAAUCCCUGUGGAGCCGGAGAUAUACAAUGAAAGAAAAGACAGCACGUAUUUCAUAACUACCAUCACAGAUUGUUUUUGUGUUACAGAACAGCUCGUUUUGUGUUGUGUCCUGCUUAAUUAGUGAUUUUAUCAGAUUCAAGAGACUUGACCUGUGCCUCAACAAAUUGAUGCCUCAGUGUUUGGAAAUCACACAAAAGAGAUAUAAAGGUUUGAUCCCAUUGUAACACAUUAAUUAUGAAGAUGUGAAAUUAGAUGUUUGAAGAUGGGGUUUUACCCAUCAUGCCUGACAAAGACAGUAGAGGAUUACAUAAAACACAUCAAGGUCUUUGAGCAUAAAAACACUACAAGGUACUACAGUAAUUCAUGGAACCUUCAUAGAAUCAUUCAAAAAAAGAGUAAAACAUGUUUUAGUUCAACAUCUUAAUGAGGGAUGUCAAUUUAAUUAUUUUAUUUAUUACUAUGACUUGAAUCUUAAUAUGUGUGUCUGUGUGUACUACAAUGUGAAUGAUCUCAAGGUUCAAACCAUGUCAUGUGAAAUCAUCUCCCUGCUGGUUUCCGUUGAAACACUCUGUACCUCUCCUGCACUGACAUAAACACAUUCCUUUAACUCGAGUUUCAAAUGUUGCAUUGAAUUGCCCUUUUUAGUUCUGGAGUGGUACGAAUGUCCCGUGGGGAAUCUGUGCUAAUAUUUGAUAUGUUAAUAUUUGUUUUGCUUGAAUGAAUAAUGCAGAGAAACUGACGAGAGGAUUGGCACACACUGGUGUUUGUACUCAUAAUGAUUGUUCUCUGAAGGCUUUUAUUUCUCCCUUUGUGGCCUUUGUUUUUUUUUUUGAGGCUCCGUAUUACCAUUAAUACCGCUGUUAGCAGCAUCACUAAUUCAUACACACAUAUACAAAAGCAAAUAUGCAUCGAUACUUGCACACAUAUUAGUUUUAUGGAAAACAGUAUUACAAACACCAUUUCACUGCAUCAUUCUCUCUUUCUGCACAUUUACGCAGGCAGAUGCAAACGCGCAACGACUGUGAAGCUCGAAGGUUCGACCACUAAACACAGAAGCAUCUCACCAAAACUCAACAAUUUUUUGCAUAGCACAACAGAAACGCACAAACGGUUGGUAACGUUUGAUGUACAUACUAAUUCUGCAGCUACCGGGCAGAACAAAGCACGCAGCAAAACAAUCAGAGCUUGAUUGUAAUUCUCUGUUAAUUCCCAUAAUCACUGUUAUAAUAACAUGCUGCUAAUUCUGUAGACUUUGGCCUUUGUGCUGCAAUUAAGAGCAACAAUGGUGAUUACCAUAAUCACGUUUGAAAAUACACUAGCCUCAACAUUUUACUUGUAUGCACCAUAAAAUGCAUUCUAAGCUGUCAGUUAUUUGAAUAAUAGUUUAUAUCUGAUAUAUCUGAGGCCUCAAUGAUGAUGAUGAUGUCAGUCAGGUCUUAACAAGUAGGUCUAACUGUGCUCUUCUGACCUGAGUAUUCCUAUCUCGUUUCAUGUGAUCUUUUGUACUUAUAAUUUAACAGAUCCAAAGACAUUAGACAGAGACAAAUAUAGUGGAGGCAGAAAUACCAGAUUUGAAUUCAUAUGUGUUUACUCCAGCCCAAUAGCUCUCUGAAUUAAAUUCACAUUGGAAAAUUCUGCAUCCCAGCAUUUACCAACGUUCAGUGCAAUCAAGGAAGCAGUGUGCCCUUACCAGUUGAGCCAGUACGAUCAUUCAUAUCCAUA